Molecule: messenger RNA, 2980 nt
Organism: Musa acuminata AAA Group (dessert banana)
Lineage: Eukaryota; Viridiplantae; Streptophyta; Magnoliopsida; Zingiberales; Musaceae
Product: F-box protein At2g39490-like
Exons: 3
Coding region: 120-1688 (522 amino acids)
Molecular function (GO): protein binding
Source: RefSeq, a predicted model, not a curated record
UAUUCCCUUCCUUACCGCAUUAACUUAAUUAAAUGGUUAAGCCCCAUCUCCGCCUCUUCCGUCCAUAAAGCCAAGAAGGGCAAAGAGACGCGCAAGCUUUGCCCUCUCUGCGAGGCAUCAUGAGGAAGACGAAGAAGGCCCGCUGGGCCGCCGACCUCUCCCUUUCCCCUCCCUCCUCCUCCUUCUCCUCCUCCUCCUCCGGCAGCAGCGGCGAUAUCAUUGACAAGGACGGCGACGACCGCCUCACCGAGCUCCCUGACAUCAUCCGCCUCCACAUCCUCGCCCAACUUCCCCUCCAGGACGCCAUACGCACCGGCGUCCUCUCCUCCCGGUGGCGCAGCCUCUGGCGCCACCGCUGGCCCCACCCCGCCGUCCUCGACCUCUCCCCCUACACCGUCGCCGCCUCCGCCGAUGACUUUGUCGCGGGCGUCGACCGGUUCCUCUCCGCGCGCGGCCGCGGGCGCCGGAUCGAUACCCUCUUCGUCGCCCUCCCCCCCGGCCGCCGAUACGACGCCGACAUCAAGCGCUGGAUCGAGUACGCCGCCUCCUGCAGCGUCGAGGACCUCCGCCUCGUCGUCUCGCCUUCGUCCCUCGCCGGCACCUCCGCCCGCCCCGGCCGGCGUCUCCGGAGACAGGAACGCGCUGCCGUCUCCUCCGUCUUCUUCCACUCCGUCUGCGAGUGCUCCAAUCUCACCCGGCUCGCCCUUUCCGGGCUCCGCCUCUGGAGUCCCAGCGCGAACAUCAAGCGGCUCUCCUACCUUGAGGUUCUCGACCUCCAUGCGGCGCACGUCACCGACGCGGCCCUGAGGAGGGUCGUUGCUGCCUGCACUCUCCUCCGGUCGCUUGAUCUCCGGCUCUGCCGUAAGCUCCGUCGGAUCGUGAUCACUGCCAACAGUCGGCUCACCAGCCUUACGAUCGUCGACUGUCCAAGAGCUAUGGAGGUCGCGGUCUCAGCGCCGGAUCUCCGGUGCUUCAGGUACAGCGGAAAUUACCUCACGAGCUACUCCUUUGACAGCCCCAAGAGAUUGGAGGAGGUGUGCAUGAGCUCGGGCGGCCCUCCAUCGUGCCUCCCACCAAGCAAUUGGGUGAAGACCCUUGGCGGGCUAUCCAACAUCAAGGUCUUGACCCUUUGUAGUCUUUCGCUUCAGUACGUCGCGAUCGAAGGUGGGAGUGCAACCAGAGAAUGCAACAACUUUAGAAACUUGAGAGAGCUGCAGCUGCUGAUGGGUAUGAUGACUGUUGACAAUCUAACGAACAUAUAUACCUUCUUUAGGAUGUGCAAUUGUCCUAGAUUGGAGAAACUGUUCAUAGAGCUUCCAACCACAAUGAAUGACCCUUAUGUGGAGAACUACCUUAUGGUUCCAAAGGAGGAACCUCCGGAGGUUGAUUUUGAGUACCUAAAAAUAAUAAAAAUUAAUAACUUCAACGGGCACAGAAAUGAGAUGCAGUUGGUGAGAUUUUUAUUGGGAAAGGCUGGUGUUCUUGAGCCUUUAAUGGUGAUCACUUCCAAGGAUUUUAUGGUAGAGGAAUAUAUUAACACAGUGGAUGGUUGCCGUGAUUCCUUACAUUUUCUUCAGUCACAACUAUCACUCUUUACAAAGGCAUCGGUGAAUGCACAGAUAAUUUUGAGUGAUCGUGAUGAUAACAAGCUCAUCCCUACUCACUGGGAAGUCUAUUCUAAAGUCUAACUCACCGCGAGGAGAGUUGUAAUAGGUUGAAUCAGGAAAAUUCCUGGCCAGUUUCUCCUAUAUACAUCCAUUAUACUCAAUGAAACAAUAUGUUCUUGUAGUUGUAAAGUUAAUGAUAGUGAAAUUAUCAAAGGCUCAUUUCUAUAAAGGUUCCGAGUUCUUCUUGAUUAUGUCAAAAAAAAAUCUAAUCAUUAUUGUUGGACUGAUGUCUAUAAAGAGAUAAUUAAAUUAUGACCCUUUUGUUUUUCUGUCAUGGGGAUUUAGACUUCUGUUCUUUGUAGAUAUUCAAGUUUGGCUUUCGCUAACCAAAUGUUUGCACUGUUUCAAAGAAAGAUUAUUUCUGCACCUGCUUGAUACAUGCUGCUUUGCUAAUGGGUAAGUUUCGUCAAAGAGAUCAUUGUUCAUAAAAACCAUGAAUCUGAUGUUAUCUACUGCUGGAGAUGAUCUUGGAUGUCAAUGCAAAUCUGUGUUAUCUUUGAGCUGAUUUUAGAACAAUAAAAAUCAAAUGAAGUUUAUACCGUAGAUGUGUAACACUUGACAAUUUGGUGACACUCUGGCAAUUGUACUCUAGAAUUUAGAUGUGCACUUCUGCUACCUUUUUCUUUUCGUUUCUUGUCUUUUCUUUUGUGUCAAGAUCUUUUCUGCAUUAGUUUCUCUUGGUGCAUCAUUUUAAGAGUUUAUUUUACAUUGGUGCACCAUUCUUUGAAUUUCAAGCAUUCUGUCACCUUGCCGGUGGAAAAUCCAUAUUUUCUUCGUUAUAGAGUGUUUUCCUCUUGCAACAGUUCUCUCAUUUUGGUUACCUUUUGUUAUUAUUGUACAACUUGGAAAGCCAAAUCACUGAAUGCAAGUUUGAACAAUGGCCUGGUAUGUGAAAUUGGAUCUUUUGUCUUUUUUUGUUUUACUGCUUGAAUCUGAGGAUGACACUAAGUUUAUGCUUUUGUAAGUCUCAUUCUAUUCCUUAUUAUUAUUCAUUGUAAAGACUACAAUUGUAUGCUUUUACAUAGAUGGUCUCGACAAACUAACUUGGUGCUGGCGCUUCUUGAUACCAUUAUGGUGUACUCUGUAUAGGCCACCUAAACCAUGUAUGGCUGUUUCGGAUUCAGCAAUCAGUUUUCUUUUCGAGGAUGUGUGAACACUUUGAGUGUUGAUAGCAAGAUCGUGGGAUCAUAUACUGUCCCAACCACUUGUCAUUUGCAAAAAAAUCUGUUUUCUUUUGUUUCCGAUAUCCUUUUCUCAUUGCUGUAAUUAAAUUAAACUAUGUUCAUCUUUAUAUGCAAUGGAUAUUUUGCUUA